GGGUCACUGGGAGUUGUAGUUCCUCCGGAAAUCCGGAGCGGGUGACAGGAAGGGAAGGGAAAGAAGGGAGAGACCUCAGACAUGAUCCGUUUUAUCCUCAUACAGAACCGCGCCGGCAAGACCCGCCUGGCCAAGUGGUACAUGCAGUUCGACGAUGACGAGAAGCAGAAGCUGAUUGAAGAGGUUCACGCCGUGGUCACCGUCAGGGACGCAAAGCACACCAACUUUGUAGAGUUCAGGAAUUUUAAGAUCAUCUACCGCCGUUACGCCGGGCUCUACUUCUGUAUCUGCGUGGAUGUGACAGAUAAUAACCUGGCUUAUCUGGAAGCCAUCCACAACUUCGUAGAGGUAUUAAAUGAAUAUUUCCACAACGUAUGUGAAUUAGAUCUGGUGUUUAAUUUUUACAAGGUGUAUACGGUGGUAGAUGAGAUGUUCCUGGCCGGGGAAAUCCGAGAAACAAGUCAGACAAAGGUUCUGAAACAGCUGCUGAUGCUGCAGUCCCUGGAGUGAGAUGGGUUCUCCUGGAUGCGGAGUCCUCUGUAUAUAGAUAUAUCUGGCGUCCGUUCUCUGCUCCGUCACGACAUUCCUAGCAGGAGCCCGGGCUCUGCGAUUUUAUUCCCUGUGUUUCCCCACAAAACCAUUGAGCCAUUACAUCGUACCAUGUUCAAGCCCAUUGUCGCCCCGAUCUGGCGGUCUCUCGCCUCCCCCUCUUCUCCUCUCCGGCGUCACCCACUCUGGAUUCAUCAUGCUCUCGUUUUUUGUAUACUCUCAGUGUGAAAACAAUAAAGGUUCCAUGGAUGAAUUUGCCCCGGACAUGGAAAAA
Spea bombifrons (plains spadefoot toad) is the source of this 823-nucleotide messenger RNA. It is a transcript of the gene AP2S1, whose product is annotated as adaptor related protein complex 2 subunit sigma 1. Gene Ontology annotation, cellular component: AP-2 adaptor complex; membrane coat; intracellular membrane-bounded organelle. Gene Ontology annotation, molecular function: clathrin-cargo adaptor activity. Bases 82 to 510 code for a protein of 142 amino acids. Gene Ontology annotation, biological process: clathrin-dependent endocytosis; intracellular protein transport. The record is from RefSeq and is a predicted model, not a curated record. The transcript is spliced from 5 exons. Lineage: Eukaryota; Metazoa; Chordata; Amphibia; Anura; Pelobatidae.